Molecule: messenger RNA, 2472 nt
Organism: Eurytemora carolleeae
Lineage: Eukaryota; Metazoa; Arthropoda; Copepoda; Calanoida; Temoridae
Gene: Gclc
Product: glutamate--cysteine ligase catalytic subunit
Exons: 12
Coding region: 298-2226 (642 amino acids)
Biological process (GO): glutathione biosynthetic process
Cellular component (GO): glutamate-cysteine ligase complex
Molecular function (GO): glutamate-cysteine ligase activity
Source: RefSeq, a predicted model, not a curated record
AUGAUUGGUUCAACAUUGCUCUAGUGGUUCCAUUGGCAGAAAUGUGCCUUCUGUUGGUUCGUUUUCUUUUCGGAGUCAAGAUUUGGCAUAAUAAAAUGCGAGAAAUGUCCAGUAAUCAAGAGACGGUGACACAGCUGUGAAAGGACUUGUGAUACGGAAAAUAUUUUGCGGUUAAUAGAUUCCACUGCAGAGCAUAGGGUUCAUAGUAUACAUACUCCCAAUAUACCAGUUGAAAACCUGAUCUAUAACAUUCAACAGUUUUCCUUUCAUAACACAGUUGCAUAUUUUACAGACAGAAUGGGUUUACUAAGUGCUGGAGAACCAAUGAGCUGGGAGGAAAUGAAACCCUGGCAAUUGCAUGUCAGGAAAUACGGUGUUAAACAGUUCAUCAAGCUGUACAAUAGAUUAAAGGAUGAGAAAGGUCGAGCCCUAAAGUGGGGAGAUGAAGUAGAAUAUAUUAUUGUGAAGCUAGACCACGAGUCCAGGAAAGCACGUGUAAGCUUGAAGGCGGAGGAACUCCUCGCUAAGCUGACGGUUAAGGAGGAGUUGAUGAAGGAGGAGGUGGAGAAGACUGGAAGCUCUCAGAUAGAGCUGCUCUCCCUGUGGAGACCGGAGUACGCCAGCUAUAUGGUUGAGGGAACCCCCGGGGUACCCUACGAGGGAAGCAUGAGCUUCUUUAACACAGUUGAGCACAAUAUGAGGGUUCGAAGAAACGAACUUGAAGCACUGUUAGAGAAAGAUGAGAUCUGUGUUUCCCUCUCGACCUACCCUAGACUAGGCUGUCCAGAUUUUACAUUUCCCCCAACCCAUCCAGAUCCUCAGAACCCAGACAACUUUACUAAAUCGUUAUUCUGGCCGAGCAAAGCAACAUUUUUGGGACAUCCAAGGUUCUCCCGGCUCUCUGCUAAUAUCAGGGAGCGAAGAGGGGAAAAGGUCGCCAUUAAUGUGCCAAUUUUUAAAGAUGUAAAUACUCCAGAUCCAUUUAUUGAAGAUUUUUCUGGACUGGGAGAUGAUGGAUCAAGUGCUAACGCUGCUAAACCUGAUCAUGUGUACAUGGAUGCUAUGGGGUUCGGCAUGGGUCUAUGCUGUCUCCAGUUGACCUUCCAGGCUGAUAAUAUCUGUGAGGCUAGAUCUCUUUAUGAUCAGCUAGCUCCCCUCUGCCCCAUCAUGCUGGCCCUUACCGCUGCCAGCCCCUGCCAUAGAGGAUACUUGGUGGAUACAGACUGUAGAUGGGAUAUUAUUGCUGCCAGUGUGGAUGACAGAACCCGUGAGGAGAGAGGAUUAGACCCCCUUGUGCACAACAAGUUUGUAAUCCCGAAAUCUAGAUACGAUUCUAUCGACUCCUAUCUGUCAGGGUGCUGCAAGAACUGGAAUGGAUACAAUGAUAAAGAGUUGAUCUAUGAUGAAGAAAUCUUCAAAGAGCUCUGUGAUGGUGGAGUUGAUGUACUCAUGGCUCAACAUGUGGCUCAUCUUUUUAUUAGAGACUCGGUGAGUAUGUUCCAGAACAAGAUUAAAUCUGACGGUAGCUAUGAUGAAGACGACCUUGAUCACUUUGAGAACAUCCAAUCCACGAACUGGCAGACCAUGAGGUUCAAACCCCCGCCCCCUGGCCAGGGUAUCGGUUGGAGGGUGGAGUUCAGACCAUGUGAACUUCAGAUUUCUGAUUUCGAGAAUGCCGCUGUGGUUUGUUUUGUUGUUCUCCUCACGCGCGCAAUUCUAAGUUACAAGUGGAACCUGCUGAUGCCGAUAAGUCUGAUGGACGAGAACAUGAAGCGGGCGCAGAAGAGGGAUGCUGUGCUUAAUCAGAAGUUUUACUGGAGGAAGGAUAUAUUUACUGUCUCUGAGGACUCUGAUCCUCAGAUUGAGGAGUUGAGUGUUGAUGAAAUAUUGAACGGUAUCCCGGGAUCAGAUUAUCAGGGAUUACUGGCGCUUGUACGAGAGUACAUGAGAGGUCUGGAUGAUGUAGAAGCUGAUACAAGCUGUACAUUAAGUAACUAUUGGCAGCUGUUGUCCCAGCGCGCAUCUGGAAAACUUAAAACAAACGCGCGCUGGAUCCGUGACUAUAUUAGCAAACACCCAUCAUACAGGGGGGACAGCAUGGUUCCUGAGAACACCCUGUAUGAUCUGAUGGUGGAUAUAGACAAGAUACAGAAGGGAGAACUCAAGGAUGCCGCGCUAUUUGUUAGAGCUGAGCGCAAAUCUAAAACAAAAGAUAUAAAAAGCUGAAAAAUAUAGAAUUUACUCUGAGGCCCAUAUUGUAUUUUAACUAAUCCACAGUUUUGUGGGUUUCACUGUGUAUCAAGGUAUUCUGGCCUGAAGAGGAUAAAUUUGAGAAGAAUAAAUAUCUUAAAGAUCUGCCUUUAAAACUUAUACUGCAGUAUGAUGAACUAAUAUUAAUUUGUAGAAAAAAACUUUUUUAAGAGAAUUUUUUUUGGAAAUCAAAGUUAUUAUAAAUUACAAAAAUUAGUUUAC